AUGAAGCUCUCCAAUCUUCCAAGGGAAUUAGAAGAGGAGAUACUCUUUAGGGUUCCGGUCAAAUCGCUGAGACUCGUACGAGCUACCGGCAAAAAAUGGUACCAUCACCCUUUGUUCAAAGAUCCAAGCUUCAUCAAAAGGCACUCUGAUAAGGCACCAGCAAGGAAGUAUCAUGAAGCGAUCGUGUUGCAUGAUUUUGGGAUCGAAACUAUGAGCUCCUAUGCGAUCAUGAAGAGUCACUUUAUCAGUUUCUUCUCAUCGAUCCCAUGGAUCCAACCGAGAAACGAUGGCAUGAAGAGUGACAAAAUCUACGCUCUUGGUUACGAUAACAAGGAGCUGUGCCGUAGCUACAAGAUCUUGAGGUCUCUUGAGGAUCAAACGGUGGAGAUUUACGAGUUUAAGUCUGACUCAUGGAGGACUCUUGAUGGCGUCUCUCCCGGUGGAAGCUUUGAGUCUCUCGGCGUGUCUCUGAAAGGGAAUGCUUACUGGAUCUCGAGAAAAGGAGGAGCCAAGGAGUACACUCUGCUGGAGUUUGAUUUCUCUACCGAGAAGUUUCAGCAUCACUACCUUCCCUUCCACGAAGCAGACUGUUUGGGUCCUUAUGUUCUCAAAGAAGCUCUGAACAAUCUGGCUCUCUCGGUUGUUAAGGAAGACCGUCUCUGUUUGUUCUAUGAGAGUUCAACGAAAGAACAGACGGAAAUAUGGAUGAGUAGUGUGAUUGGUGGUGAGACCGCGUCUGUGUCUUGGUCCAAGUACUUAGCAGAUGAUGCGACACCAUUCUAUACGAGGCACGUGAGUUUCUACGUGGACGAGGAGGAGAAACUUGCCACUUGCUUUUACAACCACGAACGACACAUGAUGUGUCUUGCCAAGGAGAUUGAUAUUCUGAAUCAUGAGGAAGACUUAACCUUGACGCAGAGUUACUUAGAGAUAAGGAAGAUUGGAACAACAGUGACAGUAGAAGAAGAAGAAGAAGAAAGAAGUCUUUGCUUCAUUCAUCUUCUCCUCUCUUUGCGUAGUUCUAAUGUAGAAUGA
Molecule: messenger RNA, 1035 nt
Organism: Microthlaspi erraticum
Lineage: Eukaryota; Viridiplantae; Streptophyta; Magnoliopsida; Brassicales; Brassicaceae
Source: the annotation of a GenBank genome assembly